AUGAACUCAGAUGGAAGUGAUGGCAGCGACAGUGAGAGUAGCAGUAGUAGUAGCGAGGAGUCUAGUGAUGACAGUAGUGAAGAUGAAAAGUCAAGAAGGAGUGUCAUCUCUGGACGCAAGAUCAAACUAAAGAUCAAGAAGACCAAAGAUGACAAACAGAAUGACAACAAGAGGAAGGAUUUGUUAAAGUGGCUAAACUCAUCAUAUGAAUGA
This is a messenger RNA of Acytostelium subglobosum LB1, 213 nucleotides long. RefSeq lists its product as hypothetical. The transcript has a single exon. The coding region runs from base 1 to 213 and encodes 70 amino acids. The record is from RefSeq and is a predicted model, not a curated record. NCBI's taxonomy places the organism in Eukaryota, Evosea, Eumycetozoa, Acytosteliales, Acytosteliaceae.